CUUUCACUUUGAGGUUAUCGCCAGCAGGAAAUUAUCAAACGCCCAGCGACGCGACCCGACCGACCCGCCGACAACGACCAAUCCCGACCCCUCACGUCCUCCUUCACGACAAUCUCGACCUUCCCGAUGGCGCCGAAAUCUGCAGCAAAGGGCCCUAAGCCCACCACCAAGAAGGCGGCGGAUGCGAAGAAGGCUGCCCUCAAGGGUGUGCACUCCAAGAUCCACAAGAAGGUCCGCACAUCGGUCACCUUCCACCGGCCCAAGACCUUGAUCCGCGCCCGCGACCCCAAGUACCCCCGCAAGAGCAUCCCCCAUGCUCCUCGGCUCGAUCAGUUCAAGGUCAUCGUUCACCCCUUGAACACCGAGUCGGCUAUGAAGAAGAUUGAGGAGAACAACACCCUGGUCUUCAUUGUCGAUAUCAAGGCGAACAAGAGGCAGAUCAAGGAGGCGGUCAAGAAGCUCUACGAUGUCGAUGCCGUCAAGGUCAACACUUUGAUCAGGCCCGAUGGAAGGAAGAAGGCUUUCGUCCGUCUCACGCCGGACGUUGAUGCCCUUGACAUUGCCGCCACAAAGCUCGCCAUCGUUUAAGCUUGGAGGGGUUCGGGGUUUCAUUUUCUUGUCAUUUGGGGUUUUCUUCGGUGGCGCUUGUUUGGGAUCGUGAACAGGUGCCAGGCAAAAGUCUAGGGAAUAAAAAAAAAACCUUAGAAUUCACGAUUGCCCGCGAGGAAAUUCGUAGCUUUGGUCUUCCCACACUGUACAUUGGCGAGCGAUUGGAGAUUGGGAGAGACAUUUGCCGGCGUAAUAGAUUGCGUAUAUCAAUUACUG
Messenger RNA from Tricharina praecox, 825 nucleotides. Its product is annotated as putative 60S ribosomal protein L25. NCBI's taxonomy places the organism in Eukaryota, Fungi, Ascomycota, Pezizomycetes, Pezizales, Pyronemataceae. Gene Ontology annotation, molecular function: rRNA binding; structural constituent of ribosome. Gene Ontology annotation, biological process: translation; ribosomal large subunit assembly. The transcript has 3 exons. The record is from RefSeq and is a predicted model, not a curated record. Bases 127 to 588 code for a protein of 153 amino acids. Gene Ontology annotation, cellular component: cytosolic large ribosomal subunit; ribosome.